Messenger RNA from Capsicum annuum, 609 nucleotides. RefSeq lists its product as uncharacterized. Bases 1 to 609 code for a protein of 202 amino acids. NCBI's taxonomy places the organism in Eukaryota, Viridiplantae, Streptophyta, Magnoliopsida, Solanales, Solanaceae. The transcript has a single exon. The record is from RefSeq and is a predicted model, not a curated record.
AUGACAGAUAAUGACAAAUUUCAAUUUAGACAGUGCUUGUACUUUCCUUAUAUAAGUGCCCCUUCAAGUCCUCAACAUUUUGGAUCAACAUUCUUUUUCAGUGUUCCCACUAGCCCUAGUCUUAUCUCCGCUCUUUCCAUAGAAACCAACGUUAUUCAUGACAAUGAUGAUGCAAUUGAUGAUGAUACAAAUGAUUUUACUUUUGAAUUUGGCAGAUAUGAGAUGGAGAAAAGCUCAGUAACAGCAACUGACGAGCUAUUUGAUAGUGGAAAGAUCAAGCCAAAGCUAAUACUAUCAUUUGAGUCCAAGCAAAAGAGAAAAGAAGUUGAAUCAAUUGCAGAAGAUAAUGAACUAGGAAAUGACGAUGGUCGUGAAAGAGAAAGAAAUCAACAUUCUAAACUGAAUUCUUCAGGUCCUAGGAGGCACAAAGCGACAAGAUCAUUCUCUCCUCUGAGGGUUGCGAAUCUGUUGUUAAUUGAAGAAAACGAAGAAAAUAUCAAGAGAGGGAAAACAAAAAUAGAGUCCUCUGUUUCAUCAUUGAUAUCGCUAUGGGCCAGAACGUGGAAGCUGAAAGACUUAUUGUUGUUCAGAAGUGCUUCAGAGAGUUGA